Molecule: messenger RNA, 1829 nt
Organism: Phragmites australis (common reed)
Lineage: Eukaryota; Viridiplantae; Streptophyta; Magnoliopsida; Poales; Poaceae
Product: ethylene-responsive transcription factor RAP2-13-like
Exons: 1
Coding region: 523-1404 (293 amino acids)
Biological process (GO): regulation of DNA-templated transcription
Molecular function (GO): DNA-binding transcription factor activity; DNA binding
Source: RefSeq, a predicted model, not a curated record
AAGAGAGCUCCUUGGCCGCCUUUCUUCCUCCCCGCCCCCUUUCCCAUUCAGUCACCCAUCCAGCCAUCCACAGCCAUCAUAGCCACACCGCCCCGACGCCACCAACCACCACCUUCCCGUGAGCUUGAGCGAGGGUAAGCCAUAGAUCUGAGCGAGUUCUCGCGCGCCGCAGGUAAAGUUCUCUCGACCCGACGCUCCUCUCCUCCUAGUCUCAUCUCUUUUUCUUGAUUUCUGUGUCUUCCUAGAGCAGAGCAGAGAGCGAGAGACCCAGGGCCUUUUAGAUCCCGGGCUUCAGAUCUGCUCCGUCUUCUGUUUUAGUGUAGCUAGCGAGCUAGGUAGGCAAGAGGGGUUCUUUUUCCACACCUCCCUUGCGCUUGUUGCUGCUGUUCUUGUGCAGAUCUACCAGAGCCACCUGUUUUUACUGUGGCUGUGGGCCUCUGCCAGUUUCUUGAUUUGUUCUUCUUUUGCUAGAAAAAUCCCAAAAAAAAAAAGAGUUUGUUUAGAUCUUUGUGAGUAGGUUCCAUGGCUGCAGCUAUAGAUCUGUCCGGGGAAGAGCUGAUGAGAGCACUCGAGCCUUUUAUCCGGGAUGCCUCUGCUCCUUCCAGUCCUUUCCAACAACUCAGUCCCACUUCGCCUUUCUCUUUCCCCCACUCCGCCGCCGCCGCCGCCGCCGCCGCCGCCGCCGCUUACCGCUGGUACCCGUACGCCGGAGUCCAGGCCCCGGCUGAGGCAGGGGCGGGCCAGCUGAGUCCGGCCCAGAUGCAGUACAUCCAAGCCCGCCUCCACCUGCAGCGCCAGGCGCAGUCCGUCCUGGGCCCGCGGGCCCAGCCCAUGAAGGCGGCGUCUGCUGCGGCUGCGGCGCCCACCCCGCCGCGGCCGCAGAAGCUGUACCGCGGCGUGCGGCAGCGGCACUGGGGCAAGUGGGUGGCGGAGAUCCGCCUCCCGCGCAACCGCACCCGCCUCUGGCUCGGCACUUUCGAUACCGCCGAGGAGGCGGCGCUCGCCUACGACCAGGCCGCCUACCGCCUCCGCGGCGACGCGGCGCGGCUCAACUUCCCCGACAACGCCGCCUCCCGCGGCCCGCUCCACGCCUCUGUCGACGCCAAGCUCCAGGCGCUCUGCCAGAACAUCGCUGCCUCCAAGAAAGCGCCCAAGAAGUCCGCCUCCACCUCCACCUCCACUUCCGCCCCCACCAGCAACUACUCCUCGCCGACCACCGACGAUGCGUCGUCCUGCCUGGAGUCCGCCGAGUCUUCGCCGUCCCCAUCGCCCUCCCCCGAGGCAACGACGGUGCCGGAGAUGCAGCAGCUGGACUUCAGCGAGGCGCCUUGGGACGCCGGGUUCGCCCUCACGAAGUACCCGUCCUACGAGAUCGACUGGGACUCCCUCCUCGCCACCAAUUAACCACUUCUUUCAACUACUGCUACAGAGGCACGCGCAGAUGGGAUUUUAGACAUCAUGCGCGGGCACUAGUGGAUCCUUAGCUCUAAUCUUGUUAGUUUGUGUAGAAUUAUUUGUCUUACUGUUCUUGCUCUACAUCGAUGUUAGGUUUGGUUCUCUGGGUCUCUGGAGAACCAAUGGGAAGCCGGCGUUUUUAUGUCCGGCGUCUCCUGUGGUCGGCCUGUCACCGGUCAGUGACUCCGGCCGGUCAGUGUCCAUUGUUCUUGCCUUGUUUCCUAGGUGUUGCUCCUGCUGCUCUACAGGUUGUAAGUAGCAGCUCUGUGGUUUGAUAUGAUUGUAUGUUUUGUAAAAUUAUCUAGCUGUGUCAUGAACAACUAUUGUUAGUGUUAUUAUAUCUCAGCGAAAAUCCGUGUGCGAGCUGCCUAAUU